AUGUAUGACAUACCAGAAGAUUGUUUGUUGACGUAUGACCCUGACUACUUGGACUUACAUUCAAACAGCACAGAUUUCGAAGACUCACAUAUUUUAAGGGUAGCUCCCAAAAGCGGUAACCAUAGUCUAUUCAACAAAAAAAAAUUAUUGAAACUGUCCAGCAAAGAUAGAACAUCUGAAAACGCACUAUACAACAGUGAAAUGUCCAAAAGUAGUUCUAAAGUAUUGUAUGAAACAGAAACGAUUUAUAAUGACACUGAAAAAGAAUCACAGUUGUAUAAAAGUUAUAACAACCGAAAAACUCAAAUGAUACAACAAAUCGAAGCAAAAAAUUCAAAACGACACAAAAUUAUCCCAUCCAUAUCCAGUAUUUUUAAAAAGUCAAGUAAUCACUGUACACCAAGGACAGCUUUGAAGGAAAGCAGAGUAGAAAACAGUAGUCAAACGUAUCACGCUAUUUAUGACCCUAGAGCAGUUAAAUCUCGUAGACGACAACAGCACUAUGCAGUCCAACCUGUUUAUGGGAUAGAAAGGAACAUUUACGCCCAAACUAUUCCGUAUAAACGUCUGAAAAAGAAUCGUGAGCCGCUACCGGCCCAAAUAACAUCCAGAGACCAAUACUUUAACACUGUUUAUAGUUUAACCUCGUCAUCCGAAGUAGAUCAUCAAUUGCGUCACGUAAUAGAAACAAAGAGGAAAUGGACAAAACAAGUUGAUAGUAAUGUUCAGAAAGAUUUUAAAGACGGAAAUUUUCUCAGACCAAGCCAUAAGGACCAACAGCAAUUAACUAAUUUGAUAAAACGGCGACGUAAGUUCCCGUUCCAAGUCUACGCGAACCCUCGACAAUACACUACUGUGUUAAUGCCCAAUUCUGAUGUAAGUAGCACCACUAGCGCAGUUCCUUCUACAUGUUCGGGUUUCUGGGACUAUCUCUUCAAUAAAAUUAACAGUAAAUACCAAAAAGUACAAGUCUACAAGACUUGUAAGUGUUGUGCCACUGAAAGAGUAAUAAAAACCAGUCCUUGCUGUAAUGCUGCCUGCAACGCUGCUCGCGACCCCUCGACUGACCCUUUGCGGCCACUGACAAAUACAUGUUCUUGUAAUGCCCCAGUUUCUGAAAAUCAGGAGCCUUCAGAUCCCCCACAGACUGCGUCUACGCCUGCUCCGUCAGCUAAAUUUAGUAUUGCACCAAAAUCUCAAAGACAUAAUACAUCAUCGGGAGAUGUCAACGAAUCAUCGCAAAAAACUGAAAUAUCAGAGAGAUAUGAUCAGACACCACAGUGCCAAAUGGGGCACAAUGAUUUAACAGCGGCUUUAAAUCAAAAAUAUAAUGGAGAAAUACUAUGCAUUCACAAUCCCCCUUGCAUUGUAAUCAAUGGGUGUUUAAAUUUACCACCCAUUGGAGACAAUCAGACUAGAUCAACGCCAAUGUGGCCAGUAAGUGAUUCUUCAAAGCCUAGCUAUCAGAAGAUAUAUAGAGGUAAACGUUCUAAAAAGAAGAUCAAGAAUAAUCAAGAAGAUGUUUUUGAUAAAAACCUUGGAAAUGGAGCUGUUGAACGAAGCAGCCAGUACCAUAACCAUGAAGUUAAAAAUCAAGUCGACAAGUCCAUAAAAAUGGAACGCAAUAGCAUCGACCAAAGUUGCCAGUAUUUAUCGCAGACAGUAGACCAAUAUCAGCUGACUGAACUGUCGACAGAAGAAAAAAAUAUACAAAGUUAUUGUAACCACGCACCCCCUUGUCAAGUUAAGAGAAAAUGCCAUAAGCCUAAAUAUGGCCCGAUUUUGAAUUCCAAUUGUUUCCAUGUGCCUAUGUGUGAGAAUAUACCUGUGUGCCUGCUAGAUUCAAAUGACGCGAUCGAGAUCAAAACGACAUGUCGGCACAGGCCGAAAUGUGUCGAAGUACCAAAGUGUAGCAUAGAUUAUUUUGUACUAAACGCUAAAGGGGAGACUGGUACUCAAGUGCGGCUGAAAGCCAAGUUGGUGUGCCGCCAUGCCCACCCCUGCAUUAUGAUACCAAAGUGUUUGGCACAAAUGUGUGCCGAAGGUUACACGCCCCAUGACGCUAUACCGAGCUGUGUGCACCGGCCUCGCUGUGAGAUGAUCCCCGCAUGUUGCAGGCAAUCAGCCAAAGAAAUGGUUUCUCACAAACCACCGAUAAAGGCCCGGAUACCAGUGUUUUAUCAGAACAAACUGUUGAAAUUAUUAAGUGUGAGACGUUCGCGCCAAAUGUGA
Molecule: messenger RNA, 2232 nt
Organism: Arctia plantaginis
Lineage: Eukaryota; Metazoa; Arthropoda; Insecta; Lepidoptera; Erebidae
Source: the annotation of a GenBank genome assembly